AUGUCGGAUAUUCAAGAUCAUUUCAACGUUCUCAUCGUUUGCGCUUUGGAGUCAGAGCUGCAGGCCGCAAAAGCAGUUCUAGAAAACGGAACGAACAGCAAGUUUGAAAACAAAUACGAACAUUUGAGUGAUCCCGGCAGCCUCAACGUGAGAGUGUGUGAAGGAUGGAAUUCUACCGAGAUGAAGGUGGGCAUGGUCGCACAAACAGAAAUGGGAGGGAGCGAGAGUCAAAGGUUGCUUUCCAAUCUCGCCAAGUACUUCACGGCUACCGUAGUCGUGAUGCCGGGAAUCUGCGCUGGAGAGGAGAAUGUGCAUGGCCAAAUGGAGCACGGUUGUGUGUUUGUCGCCAAGCGAACAACAGCAGAGAUGGGAGGGAGAGUGAAUAAAGGCGGGGAAUUCCAUGCUAGAGCACAAUACUGUGAGCUCAACAGCGGUAUCCUUGCGGCAGUCAAUGAAUUGGUUCACGUGGAUUCUGAUGAAUGGUUGAAGUACGUUCCAGAAACGUCUGUUCGUCCCAGCCCUCGUUAUCUUCAACAACUCAUCCUACACUUUGCAAUGGAGAGUGGAAAGAACGGCAUUACCAAGAGAGAGCUAUUGGACAAGAUGGUGGCCAAGAAAUUGCGUGGAAUGACUCCUCUCACCUAUGAUGAAAUUCUGAACACAAUGCUAAAACAGUCAUCUCCUUAG
Molecule: messenger RNA, 687 nt
Organism: Corticium candelabrum
Lineage: Eukaryota; Metazoa; Porifera; Homoscleromorpha; Homosclerophorida; Plakinidae
Exons: 1
Coding region: 1-687 (228 amino acids)
Biological process (GO): nucleoside metabolic process
Molecular function (GO): catalytic activity
Source: RefSeq, a predicted model, not a curated record